Coccomyxa subellipsoidea C-169 is the source of this 2559-nucleotide messenger RNA. RefSeq lists its product as hypothetical. The transcript has 13 exons. The coding region runs from base 1 to 2559 and encodes 852 amino acids. Gene Ontology annotation, molecular function: RNA binding; 5'-3' RNA exonuclease activity. The record is from RefSeq and is a predicted model, not a curated record. Gene Ontology annotation, cellular component: nucleus. Gene Ontology annotation, biological process: nuclear-transcribed mRNA catabolic process. Lineage: Eukaryota; Viridiplantae; Chlorophyta; Trebouxiophyceae; Coccomyxaceae.
AUGGGCGUGAAGGGCUUCAACACAUGGUUUCGGAAGCAAUUCCCAGGCGCUUAUGUGGGAGUGAAACGACAUUACGACCAUCUCUACAUCGACAUGGCUUCUUACUUGCACGAAGAACUCAGGAGAGCCAAUGAUGUAGAUCACUUCCACAAGCUGCUUCAUGCGCGCCUGGACAAGACACUGCGGCUGGUGGAGCCUCAGAAGAGCGUCGUCUUUGCUCUGGACGGUCCUGCGCCAUUGGCCAAGCUCCUGACCCAGCGGUUGAGAAGAAAGAAGGAGGCGCAGAAGGAAGCGAAGUCCGGGCCGAGGCUGCUGUCCAGCCUGGGGUUGACCCCCGGCACACCCUUGAUGGCCAUGAUACAGGAGAGCCUGACGUACUACAUCUGCCGCCGCCUGCAGACCUCCGCGUGGCAGCACCUCCACUUUGAGCUGUCAGGAGCCACCGUCAAGGGCGAGGGGGAGGUGAAGAUUCUGUCGCGGCUGCUGCGGCCGUGGGCGGACGUGCAGCCAGAGGACACCCACGUGGUCAUUGCGAACGACUCCGACGUCGUUCUAAUGGCAUUAGUCACACCCGCGCGCAACGUAUUCGUCCUGGCCGAGCCGGGCCGUGUGGCGCGCCGCGGCGUUGCCUCUCUAGCGGCCGGCUCGGCGGCGGCGGCCAGCAAGAAGGGGCGGCAGGGGCGCGCGCGGGUGGCGGCCGGCGCGCGGGGCCUGCCCAUGACGAUGGGCUUCACCUGCUUCUCUGUCACCGCGCUGCAACGCCUGUGGCUGCACAAGCACCCCUUCCUGCGCGGCGCCACGUCACAGGAGACGGCGGAGCGGGUGGCACGGCUGCAGGUGGACCUUGUGAUACUGGCCAUACUGAGCGCGGGCAAUGACUAUCUGCCGGCGCUACAGGGCGGCCGCCUGCAGGGCAACAGCCUCUGGGAGAGCUACCUGACGCUCAAGGCCAAGCGUGACUCGUCCCACCAGUCUCUGGUGACAUGGGAGGGCAGCGAGGUGCAGCUGAAUGCGGCCUGCUUCACGGCGCUGCUGAAGGCGUGGCCCAGGGGGCUGAACCGGCACCGCUCGACAUCUGACGACGAUGAUGUCGUGGUGUACAAGCAGCCUGCAGACCCCCAUCGGUACCUGGAGGGGAUGGAGUGGCUCCUCAAGAUGUACCUGGAGGGAGAGUGCAGCGACUACCGCUUCACAUACGACGCCUACGCACCCUCGGCAUACCAGCUUAUCUCCAUGUUCCAUGCUAACGGCUCUCCUGAGGCGAGCUCCGCAGAGCCAGCUGAUCGACAGGCUGACGAGAGCGCUGACGGGGAGGUCCCUGUCGAUGAGGCUUCCAAUGCCCCUGCCCCCGCUCCCACACCCGUCAACAGUCAGGCGCGUCGGCUGCCGCGCAUAUCAGAAUCAACUGAAGCGCUAGCGCCGACGGUGUGCGCGAUGGCGCUGCUGCCGGGCGGCCUGACGGGGCCGGCCUACGCGCCGACGGCUCUGCGCCACCUCAUGACAGACCCGGACUCGCCGGUGGCUGACCUGUACCAGGAGUGCUCCGAGUGCCUGUCGCUCAGCCAGGACCGGUCCAGGUGCAACGUCGAGAGCACGGAGGCGCGGAAAGUGCUGGAUGCAGCAGUGAAGGCGCACGCCGUGGCGGAGGCCGCAGCGGCUGCCCACAAGGAAGGCCUGGAGGCCGCAGUGGCCCAGGCCGCACUGGAGGCAGCCAGCGCGGCUCUGCAGGAUAGCAAGCGCCGCGUGCAGGAGCUGAAGGACCGGAACAGGCGCGCCCUGGCGCUGGAGGCUGCGAGGGAGGACCACAUGCGGGAGAGGCAUCCGUACGCGCCGUUCCCUAUUGACAGGCUGCAGGCAGCGGUGGAGGCAGUGCCCCUGGACAGCUUCCCUGUCGUGGAGCGCGAUGCUGCCACCUUUGGACCUUCCUAUACAUUCUGGUACAGGAGGGAGUCUGAGGACAGAGCAGCCUCGUCAGCCUUCACACCACCGGAUUCGCCUUACGAAUCAGAGUCAGCCAUUGCAGAGCAGCCGUCGCGGAUGAUCGAGAGGGAGGAAAUACCAGAAGAGCUGCCCGAGCAGGCAGUGCCUGCAAGCAGUCAGCAGGAUGGCAGUGAGCAGGCGGCCUCCUCAGAGCAGCGCAACAAAGCAGCAGUGGAGGGUGCAGCAGAGCAGCCGCCGCCCGCGCUGCAUGCAACGAUGGGCAUGCGACACAUGCGCCGGAAGCUUUCCAAAUCGAUCCGCAAAAUUAAGCGGCAGCCCGGCUUGGCCGCCACCGUAGCGGCACCCAGCUCCCCCCUUCCCAGCUCUGCAGAAGCAGCACAGUCUGACCACAAUCCCACAGAAAACGGCGCCACACGUGGCGACUCCACUGCAUCUGAUGUUGAUGAUACCGAUGCCGGCUCGCGGCCAGAGGGGUCUUCAGAACAAAAGGCCCCACAAGAGCAGGUGGUGCACGUCGUGUCAGACAGCGGAUUGGUCAUGUUGCGCCCAGCGCGCAGAGCCAGCGCAGCAGCAGCAGCGUGCCUUCAACAGAGACCGUCCCAGCCGCUGAGCGGCUAG